This is a messenger RNA of Coccidioides immitis RS, 879 nucleotides long. RefSeq lists its product as uncharacterized. NCBI's taxonomy places the organism in Eukaryota, Fungi, Ascomycota, Eurotiomycetes, Onygenales, Onygenaceae. The record is from RefSeq and is a predicted model, not a curated record. The coding region runs from base 1 to 879 and encodes 292 amino acids. The transcript is spliced from 4 exons.
AUGGAGAAAAUGAAGCUUUCAACAAUACAGGCAGAAAUUUCUUCAUUUAAUUAUGAUCUUGAGAAUCUUGAGCCUACUGAUGAUGUUUCUACUGUGGUGUUAUUAUGGGCUGUUUGGCAAUUAAUUGCAAAAUCUGAGAAGAGAUUCAAAAAUAAUAAUCCUGAGAACAUAUAUAGACUUCUUCUUCUAUUGAAAUAUGUGCUUAAACAAGAAAAAGACUGUAAGCAAGAUAAUAAAGUAAUUAUCUCAAAGUAUGCAAACCUGAAUGCACAAGAUGAUUCUGCUGCAAAGACAGGAGCUGAGGCUGCUAUUACUGCAGUCAUUAGCAAAGAGUUUCAAGAUGAUAUUGAAAUUGAUUCUACUGAUGAAGAUGUUGAUGCUGAUUUUGAGGAGAAUAUUAAUAAUGCUGUUGAAACUGUAAACAAGAUUAUUUGUGGAAUUAGCUCUGAUAUUCCUUUGCCUUUUAUGGAUAAAGACAUAAGAAAAGUCUUACUUGAAGAGUUUACCAAAAAUGCUGUUGAUAUUGAAAUACUAUUUGUGAAAAAGUGUAGAUCUGAUAAUAGACUAAUAGCUGAUGCUGAACAUCUGGAAUAUCUUGAAAUGAGUGACAAUAAUGAUAAUAAUGAAGAUUCUGUUAAGAAUACUGUGGAAGAUGAAAUUCUUGCUAAUGAAGUGGAACUGGAAAAGACUGCACAAUACUGCACUUUAAUUCUCAAAGUGAAAGAACAAAAUGUUCUUGACAGUAGAGAGAUCAUUAAUGAGACUCUCAAGAAGUUCAUUGUUGAUAAAAUCACAUUGAAAUCUGAAUUCAAAAAGCUUGAUAAAAAUGAUCUGAAGACUGCAACAACAGUUAUCAUCAUGUUAUAUUUAACAUGGUGA